AUGUUUUUAUUUCAGGUGGUAGAAGAAUCUUUAUGUCCUCGUGGUCUGUGUGUCCCGUGCACGGAUACCGCCAUCAACGCUUUCGAGUUCCGUGUCUUGGUUAGGAAUUCGCGGAGAAUGUGGUCCAACUGCUUAGACGGCUUGGAGGGUGUAACAGAAUUUAACAACACCCCUCACUCUUUUUACACAAUUAUGAGGAAUGACCUCUCAGUGCUAACCGCAAAUGAAUUCUCAGGUGACUCUAAAUCUCUCGUGAAUCGACUGUCAAAGAAGAGAGCUGUUGUUACGGAGAAAAAACCCCGGACGGCACGUACAGGACCAAACUGUGACUGUACUGAUUGUGGAAAGAGUUUCCUCAGUCCAUAUUAUUUAAAUGUGCACUUGAAAAAUAGUGGACAGAAAGAAGCUUGUAUAACAUGUGGAGCUGUGCUAUUCAGGGGGUUGCAGAUGAAGGAGCAUCUUCAGAAAGUACAUGGAGAAAAAGUCCACCUUUGCAGGGACUGUCCAAUGUUAUUCACCGAUGAAAAUCAAUUGAUGACGCACGCGAAAAUGGCACAUAGACCAGGUGCUUUGACUUGCGGUGAUUGUGGACGGACCUUCUCGAGAACCGCGUCGUUUGAAGUACAUUCACAAAUGCACGCCGUUCGAACUUGCAGAGCGUGCGGAGCUCAGUUCACAAACCGAGGCUGUUACAGAGAACAUCGAUCGAAGUGCGAGCCGGAAGCAAAGCCGGAUUUAAAGUUAGUGCCAAGAAGUCGCCGCUCCAACAUACGCGAUCCAGCAACCUUCAUAUGCGACCACUGUGGAAAAAUAUACCACUCGAGACCGCAACUCAAAAAUCACAUUGUUUGGAUCCAUAUGGAUGUCAGGCCUCACCAGUGCCAAUGGUGUGGGAAAAGGUUUUACACGCCAACUCGUUUGGCAGAGCACAGCGUCGUACACACUCGAGAACGGAACUUCGGGUGUGACAUUUGUGGCGCGAAACUAGUAUCAAAAAUGGCGGCCGUUUACCACAGACGUAGGCACACGGGUGAAAAGCCGUACGAGUGUGAGGAAUGCGGGGAGAAAUUCAUAUCAUCGUCACGUCGUUCGGAGCACGCGAAACGGAGGCACGGCAAGGGUGUUAGGAUGCAGUGUAUGGAAUGUCCGGCCAAUUUCGUGAGGAGUCACGAGCUGAGGAAGCAUAUAGAUAAAACACACAAGAUCCACGAUGCACAGUUUAUGGUCGAUGUAAAGGGGUAG
This is a messenger RNA of Parnassius apollo (apollo), 1242 nucleotides long. NCBI's taxonomy places the organism in Eukaryota, Metazoa, Arthropoda, Insecta, Lepidoptera, Papilionidae. The record is from the annotation of a GenBank genome assembly.